CCUUGCAAGUCUAUUGCCAUCCGCCGGGAAUGGAGGGCUCUGACUGCUGAUGAACGUGACGAUUUCGUCAGGUCAGUAAAGUGCCUGAGUACAGUGCCUUCUCGUUGGACGCACAAUGGCACCGUCUAUGAUGACUUUGCUUACCUCCAUGGAUCUAUCGGCAAGUGGUGUCAUCACUCGGCAUCUUUCCUACCCUGGCAUCGCUGGACGUUGCACAUAUGGGAAGCAUCGCUGAGGGAACACUGUGGCUUCAGAGGGCACGUCCCAUACUGGGACUGGACACGAGAUUGGAUGGAUAUUGCAGCCUCAUCGAUAUGGGACGCGGAGAGCGGUUUUGGUGGCAACGGCGAUCCAACUGGCCAAGUCACUGUGGGGAAUGGCACUUGCGUUGAAGACGGUCCUUUCGUGAAUCUUCGGCCCAUCAGAUACAACAACACGUAUGUUGCGCACUGUCUAUCGCGGGGUUUCGCGGACAAACCGACUCUGGAUCGACUUCUGGGCAAGAGAUUCAACCCGAGAUCGAUCGGUCAUAUCAUGCGAGUGGACGAUUACAAAGACUUCAACUGGGAAGUUGAGUUCCAUCUACACAAUGCCAUGCAUCCCGCCAUCGGAGGAGAUUUUCGAGCCAUGACAGCCGCCAAUGAUCCAAUCUUCUUUCUCCACCAUGCGCAAUUGGAUCAUAUCUGGUGGCAGUGGCAACAGCAGCAGCCCGAGUCGAGGCUGGGCGCGUAUUCUGGCCGACACAUGGUCAACUCAACCGACGAGAAUGCAAGUCUGCAAGACGUGCUCAUGUUCGGUGGAUUGGUCGAGAAUGUGCCCGUCUGGCAUGCAAUGGACACGGAGAAUGGGAAGCUAUGCUAUAGAUACUGA
Messenger RNA from Zymoseptoria tritici IPO323, 870 nucleotides. RefSeq lists its product as uncharacterized. The transcript has 4 exons. The annotation marks the transcript as partial. Gene Ontology annotation, molecular function: oxidoreductase activity. The record is from RefSeq and is a predicted model, not a curated record. NCBI's taxonomy places the organism in Eukaryota, Fungi, Ascomycota, Dothideomycetes, Mycosphaerellales, Mycosphaerellaceae.